Coffea arabica (coffee) is the source of this 1339-nucleotide messenger RNA. RefSeq names its product benzyl alcohol O-benzoyltransferase-like. The record is from RefSeq and is a predicted model, not a curated record. Lineage: Eukaryota; Viridiplantae; Streptophyta; Magnoliopsida; Gentianales; Rubiaceae.
CGGAAAUCAAAUAGCUUUUGCUCAGGACUCUCCCCAGUAGUUUCCCGUCCUUCACCGACCACCUUCCCACGUUUUCUUGUUUUAAAAUGAUUCUAGUAAGAGAAAAAAAAAAAAAGUGUAUCACGCAGCCCAUUUGUGUCAUUACAGUACUCAAUCUUUACGUUUCUUUAAACGUCAAAAUCAAUUGCUUUGAGGUCGUCAACUUAGUUACGUUGCUCGAGCAAAUUGCUUUGGAGAAAAAAUAAAAUAGUUAAAAAAAAAAAAGAAGACAGAAAUUAAAAGUAUGUACUAUAAGUUUCUGUUCCUUGCUUUAGAACGAUAAUUUGAUUUUUUGAGCUUCUCACUCGUGCCCUUCCGGCAUAUGUUGGAAGUAAAAAUAGAUUAAUAUUUUUUGGUGUGUUUUUCCUUCAACUCCUCUUGCGUAUGACUACUGUUACACUCAGUAGCACUAUAUAAAUCCCAUGCUGUGGGAAGGCAUCCUCAGAAGACCAAACCUUCUUUCUUUCUUCUCCUGUGUCAGACUAUCUAUAUCUGUACACACACAAUUAAAGCAUUCUCAUUACUAGUGUUUUCAUUUCCUGAGCCUGAGCCUGAUCCUGAGCAAAUAUAUUCGUUGGUGGUGGUUAAAUCACUGCGUGCGUAGCAGUUUGUUUGUGGACAACAAAAUGGGAUCAAAGCCUCUGACAUUCAGGGUGACCAGACAAAAGCCGGAGCUGGUCCGUCCGGCCAAGUCCACUCCUCGGGAAUGCAAGCGCCUCUCUGACAUCAACGAUCAAGAUGGUCUUCGCUUUCAAGCCCCUGUCAUCCAAUUUUACCGCAGCGAUGAUGAUCAUGAAGGUCUAGGAUUACAUUGCACUAACAUGGUGGGAGUCCACAUAACACAGAAGUACCGAGAAACUCAAGGGAACAUUAAAUGUGAAGGCCUCAAAGUGAGAACUGAGAAGAAGACUAGACCAAAUAACAGGUCAGUCAAUUGACAAAAGAAGUGGGAAAAGAUGAGGAAAAAUGGGAAACCUUUAUGGCAGGAACCUGCUUAUGGUAGGAAGGCCGGCAGAGAGCGACACGUGUUGACGUUAUAUACAGUCCAAACGGAGACGUUAAAUUGUUGCACAGCAUGUGAAGAGGAAAUAUACGAGAAUCGUCUGCGGAUGCAACCAGAAAGCACACUGACUUCCGUACUAGUUGGGUCAGGAAGUGUUAUUGCAUGUUAAAAUCAGAGGCAUUUAUGUAUUUGCAAAUGUACCCAUUACCAAUGGAAAAAUGUUGCAAAUGCCUUGGACAAAAAAUGUGCGUAAAGACGGUACCGAAAUUUUAAGAAAUAAUAAAUGAUUAUCGCAUA